Molecule: messenger RNA, 2890 nt
Organism: Chaetura pelagica (chimney swift)
Lineage: Eukaryota; Metazoa; Chordata; Aves; Apodiformes; Apodidae
Gene: USP33
Product: ubiquitin specific peptidase 33
Exons: 23
Coding region: 19-2751 (910 amino acids)
Biological process (GO): protein deubiquitination
Molecular function (GO): cysteine-type deubiquitinase activity; zinc ion binding
Source: RefSeq, a predicted model, not a curated record
GAAAAUACAGCUUCUGAAAUGUCGUCGCCCAGCAGCAAUUGCCCGCACUUGGAAUCAGUUGGUGAGAUAACAAAAGAGGAACUGAUACAGAAAUCUCAUGGCACUUGCCAGGACUGUAAAGUUGGAGGACCCAAUCUUUGGGCGUGCUUAGAGAACAGAUGCACAUAUGUUGGUUGUGGUGAAUCCCACGUUGAUCACAGUACCACCCAUUCCCAGGAAACAAAACACUGUCUAACUGUGAACCUUACUACACUCCGUGUUUGGUGUUAUGCCUGUAGUAAGGAAGUGUUCCUGGACAGAAAAUUAGGAUCUCAUUCUCCACUACCUAAUGGAAGACUGUCUCAACAAGUGCAAGAAAAUAGUGUGCAGGAUUUUAAAAUACCUAGUAAUCCCACACUGAAGAUCCCACUAGCAGCUGUCUUUGAUGACUUAGAUAUAGAAGUGGAAGAAGAUGAGUUAAAGACUAGAGGUCUAACAGGAUUAAAAAAUAUCGGAAACACUUGUUAUAUGAAUGCAGCUUUACAAGCUCUUUCCAACUGCCCACCUUUGACCCACUUUUUUCUGGACUGUGGAGGCUUAGCCCGAACAGAUAAGAAACCUGCAAUUUGUAAAAGUUACCUCAAGCUGAUGACUGAGCUGUGGCACAAAAGCAGGCCUGGUUCUGUUGUUCCUACUGGUUUAUUUCAAGGAAUUAAAACUGUUAAUCCAACGUUUCGAGGCUACUCUCAACAGGAUGCACAAGAGUUUUUGCGUUGUCUGAUGGAUUUGCUUCAUGAAGAACUUAAAGAACCAGUUGUAGAACUGGAAGAUGCCCAGCCUAUGAGUGUUGAAGAGCAUAUGGAAGAAGACAAGAGCCAGUCAGAUGUAGGCUUUCAGCCCUGUGAAUCUUGUGGUACCUGUGAUAAAACAGAAAAUGACACGAUUUUCAAACCUGUCUUAGAGGAUCUGGCAGAGACAACCAUGUUAAUUCAGGAUGAUGAUAACUCAAUCACAUCCAAAGACUGGCAGAAGGAAAAAAUAUCAAGCAAUAAGCUUAAACGAGCAAAUUCUAUCGAUGACUUGGAAAAAGAGACAAACACUGCUUCAGAGACCACUGAAUUUUUAAAUAAUCAAGGAACUGUCAAAGUACAGAUACACAGCAGAUUCUCAGAGUACAUCAAUGAUGUGCACAUGAAUGAUGCAUCUGCAGCCCAAACCCCAUCAUCAAAUGAAGAGAUGAACACACGCUUAUCAAACAGCCCUCCAAAAUCCUUUUCAUCAUGCUCUUCACUCGCACCAGUCCACAAAAAAGUUUCUACUGUUUCAUCACCAAAAAGGAAGAAGCGCAAGAAGUACAGGAGUGUUAUCUCUGAUAUCUUUGAUGGGACUAUAAUAAGCUCAGUGCAGUGCUUGACUUGUGAUCGGCUGUCUGUGACUCUGGAGACCUUUCAGGAUCUGUCCUUGCCUAUUCCAGGUAAGGAAGAUCUUGCUAAACUCCAUUCUGCAAGUCAUCAGACAUCUCUAGUCAAGGCAGGAUCAUGUGGAGAAGCAUAUGCCCCCCAGGGAUGGAUAGCUUUUUUUAUGGAAUAUUUCAAAAGGUUUGUUGUCUCAUGUGUUCCUAGCUGGUUUUGGGGUCCAGUUGUAACCUUACAAGAUUGUCUUGCUGCCUUUUUCGCCAGAGAUGAGCUCAAGGGUGAUAACAUGUACAGCUGUGGAAGGUGUAAAAAAUUAAGAAAUGGAGUGAAAUUCUGCAAAGUGCAAAAGUUUCCUGAGGUACUGUGCAUUCAUCUCAAAAGAUUUAGACAUGAACUUAUGUUUUCCACAAAAAUUGGGACCCAUGUGUCCUUUCCCUUGGAAGGCCUGGAUCUUCAGCCUUUCCUUGCAAAGGACAGUCCAGCUCAAAUAGUAACUUAUGAUCUCCUGUCUGUCAUCUGCCAUCACGGAACUGCCAGCAGUGGACAUUAUAUAGCUUAUUGUCGCAACAAUUUAAAUAAUUUGUGGUAUGAAUUUGAUGACCAGAGUGUCACAGAAGUAGCGGAAUCUACAGUGCAAAAUGCAGAAGCCUACGUUCUCUUCUACAGAAAGAGCAGUGAAGAAGCACAGAGAGAGAGACGGAAAAUAUCUGGUCUGCUGAAUAUGAUGGAACCAAGUCUUCUGCAGUUCUACAUUUCCAGACAGUGGUUAAAUAAGUUCAAGACUUUUGCGGAGCCCGGACCAAUUUCAAAUAAUGACUUUCUCUGUAUGCAUGGAGGUGUUCCACCACACAAAGCUAACUUCAUAGAGGACCUAGCUGUAAUGCUACCUCAAAAUAUAUGGGAUAAUCUGUAUAGCAGGUAUGGAGGAGGACCAGCUGUUAACCAUCUCUAUGUUUGUCACACCUGUCAAAUAGAGUCUGAAAGAAUUGAAAAAAGAAGGAAGAAUGAACUGGAAAUGUUUAUUCGGCUUAACAGAGCAUUCCAAGAAGAAGAAUCUCCAUCAACUUUUUACUGCAUCAGUAUGCAAUGGUUUAGAGAAUGGGAAGGAUUUGUAAAGGGUAAAGACAGUGAUCCUCCUGGUCCUAUUGAUAAUGCUAAGAUUGCAGUAACAAAAUGUGGAAGUGCUGUGCUGAAACAAGGUGCUGAUUCUGGACAAAUAUCUGAAGAAACAUGGGAUUUUCUUCAGUCAAUCUAUGGUGGAGGUCCAGAGAUUAUACUCAGACCACCUGUUCCUCCAGUAGAACCUGAUAUCUUGCAAACAGAGGAGAAGAUUGAAUUAGAAACUCAUGGUCUGUAGCUAUUGAGAAAGAUAUGACCUUGUAAGGAAUCCAGCUUCCUUACAAAAUGCCCAAAAUACAUUCCUAAAAAUGUUAUUCUCUUAUGUCUGUUGGAGGCACAGCUCACUGGGCAUUACAUUAAUUACAGAACAGUAAGUU